This is a messenger RNA of Rhopalosiphum maidis (corn leaf aphid), 1694 nucleotides long. RefSeq lists its product as uncharacterized. Gene Ontology annotation, cellular component: chitin-based extracellular matrix. Gene Ontology annotation, molecular function: structural constituent of chitin-based larval cuticle. The transcript has 3 exons. Bases 100 to 1569 code for a protein of 489 amino acids. NCBI's taxonomy places the organism in Eukaryota, Metazoa, Arthropoda, Insecta, Hemiptera, Aphididae. The record is from RefSeq and is a predicted model, not a curated record.
GAAUUUUCCCCAUCGCUUUCGCACGCGGUAUUGCCGCCCAUUUGAAAAUCUAUUUAGGAGACCCACGCCCGUGUAACCAUUGUCAAUACACCCGGAGCAAUGGUCUCGUCCACAACCGUCUUGCAGGUACUGUUUUUGGCGUACGUCGCGGCAUCCGGCGAGUCGCCGAGUGCAGAGACCGUCGUCGACGAGCGACCCGAACCAGUGUCGGCGGUCGCCGGCGACUCCGGUGAGCGCGUGAUCGCGGCCGCGCAGCCCAAAGACGUGUCCAUCCUCAAGCAGAUCAACAAGGUGAACGACGACGGUUCUUACACGUUCGGGUACGAAGCAUCGGAUGGCACUUUCAAAGUAGAGACCCGCGACGUAGCGGGCAACGUGAAGGGCAUGUUCGGGUUCGUGGACGACGCGGGACGGCUGAAGCGAGUCACGUACUCGGCCAGCAACUCGUCCGGUUUCCAGGCGGCCGGAAGCGAGUCUCCGCGGCCGUCAGCGGACCCGACGGCCGCGUCCGGGGCGCAGACGAUUGCCGGUCGAAGAGACAAAAAGGACGACAGCAGUGGCAGUGUCGGCGUAGGCGACGAGUCGGACGGCGUCAAGUCGGUCGGAGUGAAAAAGGUGUUGGUGUCCAAGAGACCCGUCACGGUGGCCGCGGCGCCGGACUUGAUGGCGGACUCGGACGCGGCCGACGACCGGCGAUGGCGCGGCGGUAACGAUCUGCGCAGGCAACUGCCCAGGAACGAAGACGGAGAUGCGCCCGACGUGUACGGCGUGCACGGCCGGUCCAGCAUCCAGGAGUCGGGACCCGUGUCGCCCGUCGUGUCCGCGCUCAUGUCCGAGCUGAUGCCGGUCAGGUCGUACGGCGGCCGCCCGACUCGGCCGCCACCGCCGCCGUCGUCGGUCGAACACGAUAACCAGCAGGUUAUCAGCAGCAGACGAGCGGCGCAGGAGCUGCAAGAAGAAGGAAACGACGGCCAGCAGUACGGCGGCCCGGCAACGGUUCAGUACCGCGAGAGGCAGUCGCCCGUCGCGCUCUACCAGCCGCGGGCCUCGUACCCGGUGACGGCGGCGUACCAACAACAACAGCGACCGGUCGCGUACCUCGCACCGCCGCCGCAGCGCGGUCCCAGUCUGGUGGCUCUCCGGGACGAACUCAUGGAGCUCAUACUGUCGUUCGUGCAGGCGCGCGUUUCGCAACUCGUGUCCGUCGCCCCGUAUCCCGCGCCCGCCCCGUACCCGAUGCCAUAUCAGCAGUCCAACUACUACGUGCCCAGUUACUAUCAAGGACCACGGGUGGUCGCCGGUCCGACGACCACCGCGGUACAACAGGGCCAAGAGUCGUCGCCGAUAGUCACGCAAACGCUCAAGGACGGACUGAUCCGGAUGCUGUUGUCCACCAGCCCGCGAUACGACCCGGACAGGAUCGGCGAACGUUCGACGACCAGGCUGGCGUACCGCAGUACAACAACGCAGCAGGCGCCAGUCAGGAGCGUGCAGAUCGUCAGUGGCGGCGGCGAUGACGACGACCGGGUGACGAACAGCAGACCGGUGACGACCGAAACUCCGGACUAGCGUUGUUGGUGUUGCUUUAUUAUAAUAGUUGAAAGUUUAAGUGAAAAAAAGUACCGUUAAUUAUUUUAUUAUUAUUGUUGUUAUUAUUAUUAUUAUUAUUAUUAUUGAGUGCAUUAUUAUUUCUA